Cotesia glomerata is the source of this 1689-nucleotide messenger RNA. RefSeq lists its product as uncharacterized. The transcript is spliced from 3 exons. The record is from RefSeq and is a predicted model, not a curated record. The coding region runs from base 1 to 1689 and encodes 562 amino acids. NCBI's taxonomy places the organism in Eukaryota, Metazoa, Arthropoda, Insecta, Hymenoptera, Braconidae.
AUGAACGAUCGGAUCAAUUUCACGCAUCUGUUUCCUGGCAUAAAAGCAAGCUUAUUGAUUAGUGACUCGCCUGCGAAUGCUCUGUAUAUUGAUUUCCAUAAGACGAUGAUUGCAUCAGUGACGCUGCUUGACAAAUCGAACAUCUACAGCAUCCCGAAGAGUCAAAACACUCCGGUUCCUUGUGUUGUUAUGAUUUUGACAUCACCAGCUAAAGUAACUGAUGUUCUUCUGAACGAAAGAUGGCGGGAAUUUGGCCAGUUCUUUGUAAUUAUUGAUGGUGCAAGCGAUGGAUGCUCCAAUGCUCAAUUGUUCUUGAAGGAAGCUUGGAAAAAUGACGUAAUUAACACUAUUUUCCUGUGCUGGGAACAGGUUUAUAAGCUGUUUAGCUACAAUCCGUUCAGUGAAUUCGCACCUGCUUCAUGGCAGAAGGUUGAUGAAGUUCAGAAGGCUGGUAGUCGCUGGACGAUGUUCAGCCAAAACUUCAGUGGAGAUUACGUGACCCACAGAAAUUUGUUCUUUGACAAGACUCGAGAUCUUCAAGGACACCCUGUUAGAGUAAGUUUCUCUGCCAUUCCUCCCUAUAUAGUAAGUAAGGUUAAAAAUGAAAUGAAGACUGCUGAAGGCUUUGACUAUGAAAUGAUCAGAUUUGUGAUGAACAAGCUAAACGCGACUCUUGUGUUCAAUGAUGUCCUCAAAGUUAUAGGCCAGUUUGACAACGCAACUAACAAGGGAUUGUUAUGGCAAGUUGGUAGUGGAAGAAUAGAUUUGGCGAUGGAUUCGUUGUUCCUGAGGAACACUGACAAAAAAGCAGAGUUCACAUAUCCGAUCCAUCACUUCGACUUGUCCGUGAUUACAGAAUACCGCGAGUUGACUGUCUUUGCUGGGAGAAUGUUUUCUUUUCUGCCCUUGUCGAUAGUUGCGCUUUUCUUGGGCACGAGUCUCUCGAUCUUUGUUCUGCAACGAUACGUCCUAAAACAGCCGUUCUCUAGGAAUAUCAUCGACACCAUCCGUAUCUUCCUGAGCUUGCCAUUGCCUAGCUUACCGCUGGAAAUUCGCGGAAAGAUAAUAUUUGUAUGUACAAUACUUGGUUUUAUGAUUGCCAACAAUAUCAUACAAGCGAAUAUGAACACAGUAUUGAGUUCUAAAAGCGCGGCGCGAGCUAUAGAAAACAUUGAAGAUUUGAAUAGAUUUAACUACAGUGUUCUAGCUGGGGAAGCAAGUGCCCCAGCUUUGAAGCGCAUUGGCAUAAAGAAUGUUAAGCUCAUUAUUGGAACUGUAAACUGCUCCCAGCUUCAAGAAAAUCAGGCGUUUGGUGGAAAGGUGUUGGUCCUUCAGACAUUGAUGACCGAAAACUGUCAUAUACUGAAGAAGCCUGUAAUAUCAGGGAUCUUCUGCACAUACUACACUCGUCGCAAUUGGCCUAUAUUUCCGCAAUUUAAUAAGAAACUUUCAAUGUUGUUCGAAGGCGGUUUCACGGGUCAUGAAAUCAAAAGAUUACUAAAGACAUACAAACAGUCAAGGCGUAAGGAGCCUGAUAACUAUCAAGUGAUAACUAUGGAUCACAUGGAAAACAUCAUUUACAUUUUUAUUGUCAGUAAUUUUGUUUCGGUAAUUGUAUUUUUUUUGGAAUUAUGUUUCGCGAAAAUCAUGAAUGAUAAUUUAAACGUUUUUAAAUUUAUGAAGGAAUAA